This is a messenger RNA of Thamnophis elegans (Western terrestrial garter snake), 1052 nucleotides long. RefSeq names its product nicotinamide N-methyltransferase-like. The transcript has 3 exons. NCBI's taxonomy places the organism in Eukaryota, Metazoa, Chordata, Lepidosauria, Squamata, Natricidae. The record is from RefSeq and is a predicted model, not a curated record. The coding region runs from base 58 to 843 and encodes 261 amino acids. Gene Ontology annotation, molecular function: N-methyltransferase activity. Gene Ontology annotation, cellular component: cytosol.
UCCUGGCAGGGAGAGUCUGCAUUUGAGAUCUGCGCACCCAGAGACUGUGCUGCCGUGAUGGAAUUCACUGGAGGAGACGUUUACCGGAAGGCGUUCGAUCCCAAAGCUUACCUGGAAUAUUUUCAUUUCGGGAAAGGGUCUGUCGAAGAUGAAUUCCUGGAGUUCAUCCUGAAAUGCUUUUGCAAAAUCUUUUCUUCAGGGGUCCUGAAAGGUGGCACCCUGAUCGACAUCGGCAGUGGCCCCACCAUCUAUCAGCUGAUCCCUGCCUGCGGGUCCUACAAGAACAUCAUAGCCACCGAUUAUCUGGACCAGAACUGCCAGGAGAUUACAAAAUGGCUGAAGAAGGAGCCGGGCGCUUUCGAUUGGUCCCCGGUGGUUCAGUAUGUGUGCCAGCUGGAGGGGAACAGAGAGACGUGUGCAGAGAAGGAGGCCAAGCUGCGGAGAAGCAUCAAGCAGGUCCUCAGGUGUGAUGUCCACCAAAGCAACCCACUGGCUCCCAUCUCUCUGCCCCAGGCCGACUGCCUUCUCUCCACCGAGUGCCUGGAGUCGGCCUGCCACGACCAGCCGAGUUUCCACGCCGCCUUGAAGAAUCUCAGUUCUCUGCUGAAGCUCGGGGGACACUUGGUACUCGGUGGGGUUUUAGGGUGCACGUUCUACAGGGUGGGCCCUCAGAGGUUCUCCAGCAUGCUCUUCACGGAGGAGAUGCUGAAAAACGGCCUGAGCGCCGCUGGUUUUGCCGUUGUAGAGUUCAACGUGGAGCCCAGGGUUUUUAAGACCAAUAUGGAGGACUGCGAUUUCUCCGGAAAGUACGUCAUUCUCGCCCGCAAGGACAAAGAAGUGUAAACCCCUGUGGCUUUUAUUGUAUCCCAAAAGCCACAGCAUCACUUUGGCUCUGGAACAUGUUUGUUCCAAGCCCGUCUCUAUUGCAGCCUCUUCUCAGUUUUAGCUUUCUAAGUGACACCUGAUGGAGGCCAUCAUAGCCCAUCUUGUAGGCCAGGCCCCAGCAAAGACAGAAGGAGUUAAAAUAAAGCCCUUUCUUUAAAAAAAAAAAA